Bufo bufo (common toad) is the source of this 2437-nucleotide messenger RNA. RefSeq names its product DNA polymerase eta (gene POLH). Gene Ontology annotation, cellular component: replication fork; site of double-strand break; nucleus. The transcript has 10 exons. Bases 103 to 1992 code for a protein of 629 amino acids. Gene Ontology annotation, molecular function: DNA-directed DNA polymerase activity; damaged DNA binding. Gene Ontology annotation, biological process: response to radiation; error-prone translesion synthesis. Lineage: Eukaryota; Metazoa; Chordata; Amphibia; Anura; Bufonidae. The record is from RefSeq and is a predicted model, not a curated record.
UCACUGGUUCUGUCAGAAGAGUGGCGGGAAAGAGAAGAGCCGCACUACUACCCCCAGCAUCCCCGUCAGCUGACAGCUCGGGUCUCCGGUCGGUGACACCCCAUGGAGCCCGCUCGGCCGCGGGUGGUCGCCCUGGUGGACAUGGACUGCUUCUAUGUGCAGGUGGAGCAGAGGCUGCGGCCGGAGCUGAAGAGCAAGCCGGUGGUGGUGGCGCAGUACAAGACGUGGCGAGGAGGAGGGAUAAUCGCUGUCAGCUAUGAAGCGCGAGCUUUUGGGGUUACCAGGAACAUGUUCGCCAAUGACGCCAAGAAGCUGUGCGCCGAGCUUCAGAUCGCCCGCGUCCGAGAGGCUCAUGGGAAGGCCGACCUGUCAAAGUAUCGGGAGGCGAGCGUGGAAGUCAUGGAGAUCAUGUCCCGAUUCGCUGUGGUGGAGAGAGCGAGCAUCGACGAGGCGUAUAUCGACCUGACCGACACCGUACAGGGGAGGAUACAAGAGAUGGCGGGCCGCCCCAUACCGCCGGGGUCACUGAAGACCACCCAUGUGCAGGGCUACCCCCACCUCAACCCCACCGAGCAGAGCAGCCUGACCAGAGAGGAUCAGCGGCGCCUUGGGGUGGAGCAGUGGCUAAAUUCCCUGGACACGGGAGACCCUCAGAGCCCGGAGCUGCAGCUGACGGUGGGCGCCAUCAUUGUGGAGGAGAUGAGAGCGGCCGUGGAGGCAGAGACCACGUUCCAGUGCUCGGCCGGGAUCUCGCACAACAAGGUUCUGGCAAAGCUGACGUGUGGACUGAAUAAACCCAACCGCCAAACCGUCCUGUCCCAGAGCGGCGUCCCCGGACUGUUCAGCCAGCUACCCAUCGGGAAAAUACGCCAUCUUGGAGGUAAACUUGGCGACUCUAUUAAGGAGCUCCUGGGGGUGGAGUACAUGGGGCAGCUGAUGGCGUUCAGUGAAUCCGCUCUUCAGAGCCACUUUGGAGAUAAGACAGGCUCAUGGCUUUACCUCCUGUGCCGCGGCAUUGAAGACGAACCUGUGAAGCCCAGACAGUUACCCAAAUCCAUCGGCUGCAGUAAGACCUUCCCUAGGAAGACGUCUCUGUGCACUCAGGAUCAGGUGCAGUUCUGGCUUCUGCAGUUGUGUCUGGAGUUAGAAGAGCGGCUCAAGAAGGAUCGAGAGAUGAAUCACAGAGUGGCCAAACAGCUGACCGUAGGGUUUCAUCGCCAGGGUGACCCUAGCGGCCUGUCCCGGGUCUGUGCCCUCAGCCGCUAUGACGCCCAGAAGAUCAGCAGCGACGCCUUUAUCCUCCUGAAAAGCUUCAAUAAAGCGGGGGCCCAACAGGCUGCUUGGUCUCCUCCCCUCACUCUGCUCCAGCUUUCUGCAAGCAAGUUCUCUGAGACAGCAGCUUCUGGAGGAGACAUUGCAAGUUUACUGAGCAAGGAGGCACCCGGGACCCAGAAGCCUCAGACCUCACAGCUGUCCCCCAGCAGAAUCAUCUCCCCCAAAAAGCUGCGAGAUGUGGGGAGCCGGACACCCAGCACCAUCCACAUGUUAUUCCAGAGAGCGGCAGAGAAGAAGAGAGACCCCGCAGGUGAAGCAGCAUGUAGUGAAUCCCCCUCUACGCCCCUGUCCCCAGGUACACAGGCCGUGCUGAGUGAAUCUAGCCACCCCUGUUCUCCGGAGUUGUCUGCAGCGGCCUCGUCCUGCAGCAGCUCGGAGGUCCAGCCUCCGACCUGUGAUGAGGACAUGGUGGUCUGUGAGACGUGUCAGCAGCCCAUCCUGGUGUGGGACCUCCCGGAGCACAACGAUUACCACUUUGCUCAGGAAUUACAGGACUCGUUUUCUGCUCCUCGUCCUGACACAGCGAGGGCGGCCAUGACACCCACCAGUCACAGACUGAAGAGCAAAGCUAAAAACGUGGUGACUCCAAGUGCCAAGCGUGCCCGUAGCGAGGGCAACCGCACGCUGGACGCGUUCUUCAGACGUGACCCUCAGUGACCGCAUCCUGCUUUUGUUCCAGCUUUGUCUGUUCUUGAGAAAGCUGGGUGCUGAUCCUAUGGCUGCCAUCACAGCACCCCAGAGUGGCUGAUCCUAUUUCAGCCGUCGCUCUAAUGAUGGCCAGUGGAGUUGUCACCCAGAAGCCUGGAAAAGCUGUAGGUGCUGCCAUGGAGUGUUUCCUGCACAGUGAAGGGCCCCUCCAUUCUAGAUGUUAGUGGGGUCCCUGCCGUCAGAGCCCCCACUGACAGCUGGUCUGAGUAUUGUAUGCGGCACUAUAAUAGCCGCUCCUCAUCUUUUGGAGCUUGGGCUUCGCACUUUAUAUCGGAGAUCUGAUCCUCUGCUGCUUCUAACCAGAUAGAGACUGUUCAUUACCCGGCAGUGAAAUCUUGACUGCCGCUCCUCCUCCACCUGUGAUGUCCUGCACUGCCGACAUUCUGACUGCCGC